GACGUCUAGUUGCGUCUCUUGCCCUUCUGACCCAGAGCGGACACAGGCAGCAUUUCAAUGAAUUCUCCCCCUUGAAAUCUCCUCUCUCCUCUCUCCUCUCCCCUCCCUGUGUGUGUGUGUGUGUGCGUGCAUGCAUGUGUGUAUGUGUGUCGCUCUCCCCCCCCUCCUCUCCUCUCCCUGGAAGGGCUCCAGCUGCUAACACGAAACAACGUUUUAAUCCAGCGGUCCAGCUUCCAAUUGGGAUAUUGGCAUGAUCAGCAUGGAUUCCCCGCUGCAUCCUGCAGACCGUUGAAAUUGCUUAGGAGAGGAGGAAGAGAGCGAGGAGAAGAAGAUAUUGGAUGUGGGCCGAGGAAGCCAUGGUUGCUGCCUAAAAAAAAAAAUACAUAACACUCACUGACAUACAGAAGUUCACGUCUUUCCUUGAGGAGAGAUCCAAGCCCUUUCGCCAUGGCUGGUGAUAAGCAGGAGCUAAAGAGAAGCAUCUCCAUCAUUCCCUGCUUUGUGUUUGUGGAGCUGGUGAUUAUGGCGGGCACUGUGGUCCUGGCGUACCACUUUGAAUACACCAACACUUUCCCGGUGCACCUCCAAGGCUUCUUCUGCUACGACAGUGCCUACGCAAAGCCCUACCCUGGCCCUGAAGACACAAGCCGGGCACCUCCUGUCCUCGUCUACUCUCUCGUCACUGCCGUGCCCACCGUAACGAUUCUUGUUGGAGAACUGGCUGCCUUCUUCCUCCAGCCUGAGAGACGUGAGGAGAAGACAAUCGUCUCAGGCGAGUGUUGCUAUUUCAACCCCCUUCUACGGCGCAUCAUCCGUUUUCUGGGCAUUUAUUCCUUUGGCCUCUUCACUACCACUAUCUUUGCCAACGCUGGCCAGGUGGUGACCGGCAACCAGACUCCGCACUUCCUGUCGGUGUGUCGACCCAACUACACUGCCCUCGGCUGCCAGGCGCCACCAGGCACCAUCUACGUCACGGACAAGGCCGCCUGCACGGGCAACCCCGUUCUGGUCACCGCCGCCCGGAAGGCCUUCCCCUCCAAGGAUGCUGCUCUCAGUGCCUACGCUGUAGCCUAUACUGUGAUGUACGUGACCCUGGUCUUCCGGCUGAAGGGCUCUCGCCUGGCCAAGCCCUCCCUGUGCCUGGCUCUGUUGUGCCCUGCUUUCCUGGUGGGUGUGGUUCGCGUUGCGGAGUAUCGGAACCACUGGUCCGAUGUGCUGGCGGGGUUCCUCACCGGUGGGGCCAUCGCUGCCUUCCUGGUGACUUGUGUGGUCAACAAUUUCCAGAGCAGCCCGCCUACGGCCAAGAAAACAACCCCAACUGAAAGCAGCUUGCCCAGUGUCCCUGUCAUGGGCUUGCCCUGUGUGGACAGUUCCCUCGAAAAGUUAAGUGUGGCUCAGGUAAGCGGCAUUCCGCCCAGCAACCCUUGCCUACCUCCUGCUCUGCCAAGUCCUGAAACAUCUCUACAGCUUGUGCACAAACAUACAGUCGGCUCCAGGUUUGGGGGUUGGCUGUGGGCAAAAUGUGGGCCUCCCUUGGGCUUCCUCCUCAGUCAGUGGGCCCUGACAGGCCUACAUGGCACAGUGGGAACAGGGGUGGGGAGCAACAAGAGCUCUCUGGUCAACUGGUUUUAG
This is a messenger RNA of Lacerta agilis (Sand lizard), 1632 nucleotides long. RefSeq names its product phospholipid phosphatase related 2 (gene PLPPR2). Gene Ontology annotation, biological process: phospholipid dephosphorylation; signal transduction; phospholipid metabolic process. The transcript is spliced from 7 exons. Bases 448 to 1632 code for a protein of 394 amino acids. Gene Ontology annotation, molecular function: phosphatidate phosphatase activity. The record is from RefSeq and is a predicted model, not a curated record. NCBI's taxonomy places the organism in Eukaryota, Metazoa, Chordata, Lepidosauria, Squamata, Lacertidae.